Sphaeroforma arctica JP610 is the source of this 696-nucleotide messenger RNA. RefSeq lists its product as hypothetical. The record is from RefSeq and is a predicted model, not a curated record. The coding region runs from base 1 to 696 and encodes 231 amino acids. Gene Ontology annotation, molecular function: protein binding. The transcript has a single exon. Lineage: Eukaryota; Ichthyosporea; Ichthyophonida.
AUGGAGACCAAGGGUAUCAAACGCAAUACGACUACCUAUAGUUCCACUAUGUCUGCAUGCGAGAAAGGACAUCAGUGGCAGAAAGCUUUGGAUCUGUUCUAUGAGAUGACGACCAAGCGUAUCAAACGCAAUAAGAUUACCUAUAAUUCCACUAUAUCUGCAUGUGGGAUGGGAAACCAGUGGCAGAAAGCCUUGGAUCUGUUUUAUGAGAUGGCGACCAAGGAUAUCAACCGCGAUACGAUUACCUAUAGUGCCACCAUAUCGGCAUGUGGGAUGGGAAACCAGUGGCAGAAAGCCCUGGAUCUUUUCAUGGAGAUGUGCGACAAGAACAUACCAAUAAACGAUGCAAGCUACAGUGCAAUUAUUCAGGCACUCGGUUCAGAUUGUAAGAACAACGACCUGAUCGAUUUGUUUUAUGAGCACAUGCUUCGAAGUCUGCCUGAGUUUGAUCAACGUUGGCUUCGACUAAACGAACAAGGCGAACUGGACCUGCACGACCACUCGCAGUACAUGGCACAAGCCGCAACGAGACAGCUACUAUGUGUACUCCAGAAACAGGAGGGCUAUGAUUCCCUGGAGAAAGGUUCAAAAUUCAGGUACAUCAUUGUGGGUCAGGGCAACAACAGCGCCGAUGGACUACAACAUUACUUUAAUAAUGACACAUAUAUUCUAUGCGCAUGCAAAUGCGGUCAGUGA